GCGACGCGCUACACGUGUCUUAUACAACCCAGAGGAUAUCUCCUUUGGCAUUAACCUUUUGGCAAUAACAUCGAUUAUAAAUAAAUUCAAUAAUAUCUGAAAUAACUUUAAGUAAAUUUCUUAAUUUUCCUAGUUAAAUUUAAGUCAUUAAAACCAAGCGGAACUCUUUCUGUAUAUCUGUGUAUUAAUCAGCUUAAAUAUUCGCGCUCAAAUUGAAACUGAAUUUUGAACAAUUAACUACGAAUCCCCGAAAUAUUUUUACGGUAUAAAAAGCGUGUUCUAGAAACCGUUAGUUAUCAUGUUGAUUUACAUGCCACAAAGGGAACGAAGACAGCAUCAUUAGGGAACAUCAUUCGAAUUUUAGAACUUAAAAAGUGGACAAUAUCAGCAUAAACAAAACAACGAAAGUUUUAUCUCUGCGAGACAAUACAAAGAUUACGAGCAACAAAAGAAAAAAGUGCUUUAGAGUCCGCGUGCUCCGUGACUCCGGGAUGUCUGGUGGAGAAGGCUGGAGCGGCGGGUGCGGCUGGUGGCAGGCGCGGCUGGCGCUGCUGCUGGCGCUGCCGGUGGCGCUCACCGGCCUCUACAACACCAACUACGUGUUCUUGGCCGCUCCUACCGAGUACAGAUGUAUCGUGGCACAAUGUGAGGACUGGCCUGCGGCAGCCACUCCUGGCGAGGUUUCCUCGGAGGCCUGGCAGCCGGCAUGGCGGCCCUGGGCGCUGCCGCCCGCCGCCCCGGCGAGACCCGACGACGCCUGCCUCCAGUUCCGGGCCACUGGUCCCGGGUGCGGACCUGCAGACUUCGACAACACCACGCUGGUCUCUUGCGACAGGUUCCUGUAUAGAACACGCAGUAGUAUAGUCGCUGAGUUCGGGCUGGCGUGUGCGGAGUGGAAGCGCGCCCUGGUGGGGACGGUGCACAACGUGGGCAUGCUGAUCUCGCUGCCUAUCAUCGGGUUUAUAUCCGACAGAUGGGGCCGGCGUGCCGCCCUGGUGACGUCGGCAGUGGGCGCUGGGCUGCUGGGGCUGGUCAAGUCGUUCGUGAACUCCUACUACACGUAUCUGCUGGCUGAACUCGCGGAGACUAUCCUUGGCGCCAGCGUCUACCCCGCAGCAUUCGUCCUCAUGAUCGAGUGGCUGGGCGUGGAGCAGCGCAUCUUCGCGAGCUUGGUGCUCGGCAUUCCCCUCUCCGCAGGUGCUGCCCUCUUGGCUCUCCUGGACUAUCUCAGCGGCUACUGGAGACUAUGGGCACGCAUCGCGUACCCACCUUCAUUCCUACUGUUGCUUUAUCCCUGGCUCUUGCCCGAGAGUGUACGCUGGCUCGCCUCCCGUGGAAGACAUUCUGAAGCGCUCAGCGUGUUGAAACAAGCAGCGAAGUGCAAUAAUAGUCCCGUUAGUGAGGAGAACUUGGAAAAGAUGCUGCUUAGUGAGACCGAGCAGGUUAAUAAUAAGGUAGCGGCGGCAGAAGAUGAAGAAGGACUCAUCAGAGCCUUUUUCAAAUACGGCGCCCUCCGCCGCCGGUUGUUCGUGUGCUUCGCGUGGUGGAUGUCGGCCGUGUUCGUGUUCUACGGGCUGGCGGUGCGUGCGCACGCGCUGUCGGGCUCCGCGCACGUCAACUACGCGCUGGUGGCGGCGGCGGAGCUGCCCGCGCUGCUCCUCAACACGCUGCUGCUCGACAGGAUAGGCAGGAGGCCGCUUCUCACUUUCGCAUUCCUGCUCACUGCUGUGUCGCUUAUUGCAAUAUCUUGCAUACCACAGGAAGGAGGCUGGCGCUGGCUGAACACAGUGCUAUACUUGUCAGGCAAGGUCGGCGCGGCGAUGUCCCUGAAUGCCCUCUACGUGUACACUGCCGAGCUGUUCCCGACGAGGGCCAGGCAGAGGCUGCUGGCGGCUUGCUCCACGUGCGGGCGACUUGGGUCCUUGUUAGCUCCGCUCACGCCACUCACGGCGGCGUACCGCUGGUGGCUACCGACGGCGUUGUUCGGCGCUCUCCCGCUAUGCAGCGCCAUGCUGACCCGGCUCGUGCCGGACACGCUGCACCGCCGGCUGCCGGACACCUUCUCCGACCUCGACCCGGCGCCGGGCACCGUGCGAGACGAAGAACAGUGCUGAGCUUUACAAUAAAAUAUACAUUAUCGCUCCAUUCCUUUUCGUCGACCUGGUUCAAGCGGGAUAAGGUUACCCAGUGAACAAGAGUC
Amyelois transitella is the source of this 2200-nucleotide messenger RNA. RefSeq names its product solute carrier family 22 member 6. Gene Ontology annotation, molecular function: transmembrane transporter activity. Gene Ontology annotation, biological process: transmembrane transport. Gene Ontology annotation, cellular component: membrane. The record is from RefSeq and is a predicted model, not a curated record. The transcript is spliced from 8 exons. Bases 492 to 2114 code for a protein of 540 amino acids. NCBI's taxonomy places the organism in Eukaryota, Metazoa, Arthropoda, Insecta, Lepidoptera, Pyralidae.